Molecule: messenger RNA, 1307 nt
Organism: Drosophila obscura
Lineage: Eukaryota; Metazoa; Arthropoda; Insecta; Diptera; Drosophilidae
Product: CLIP domain-containing serine protease 2-like
Exons: 2
Coding region: 73-975 (300 amino acids)
Biological process (GO): proteolysis
Molecular function (GO): serine-type endopeptidase activity
Source: RefSeq, a predicted model, not a curated record
CGACUUAUCGCUGCCAUACAGUUCAGUCAUCCGGCAAACAUCAAUCUGUUCGGAUUAAGUUGCACUGGAAAUAUGUUUGGAGGCACCUGCGUGGCUCUCAUUGGGGUAUGGGUAUUGCCCGCUCUCUUAUCACCUAUCCAGGCGCAGCAGCAGCAGCACCAGCAGCAGCAGCAAUGUGGCAGACUGAGACAGGCGCAGCUGUAUAACCAGAGGGAAAUUACAGAUCCGGAUGAGCACCCGUGGCUGGGACGUGUGGGCUACAGCAAAGUGAAUGAGUCGAACCCUGAGGAAUAUUCGUACCUCUGCCUCUCUGUACUCCUCAGCGAGCGACACGCGAUUCUGCCGGCUCAUUGCAUACUGCUGGAAAGUGCUAUGGAGGCCACAAUUAUACUCUUCGGAGACUGGAAGUCCAACGAAAACACUCACCGGAGGGACUGCCUUACGGCGGAGAAAUGUGCACCCCCGCCGGAGCCCUACACGAUCAUGGAGCUGGCCGUUCAUCCGCAGUACGAUGGACGGCGAUACGACAACGACAUUGCUCUGGCCAAGCUAGAUCGCAACGUUCGUUUCGGGGACUAUGUGCAGCCAUUGUGCCUGCCGCCGGACCACGAGAUCGACGGCAAUCACAUUGGCCAGCGCCUGGAGAUGGUGGGCUUCGCUCGCGACCUCAACCCGGCGGGCAGAUGGCGCUCGAAGCACCAGGUACACACGCUCGGCUCGGAGUACUGCAAGUCGCAUCCUGGCUUCGACAUGUUCGACCUCACCUCGAAUCAUAUCUGUGGUCUGAUCUCUGGCAACGAUAUCCUCAUGUCUGGCUCGCCGAUGGUGGGCGUGAAUGUCGUCUACGGCAAUCCGGCCAGCUACUAUCUGAUUGCGAUCGUUAAUGUGGGAUCGUCAAUUAAAAGGGAAGGCUUCCCAGGCGCGUUUAUGCGCAUCCACCCGUACAGGGAGUGGAUUGUUCGAAAUAUGGACUAAAUACGUCACAGCUCAGCUAACUCUCGGUGUCUCUCUCUCAGAAAUAAUCUCACAAUAAACCGGAUUAAUUAGUUCCAUUAACAGACGACUCAGCUUAAGUUCGGAAAGAGCUCCACUCGUUGCUAAGAUUGAAAAAAAAAAAACCUCCACAGCAGGCACAACCCGUAAAUAUAAUAAAUAUAAAUAAUAAUUCCAAGAAAUAUUUGAAAUGGUGACCCCGAUCAGAGUGCCAAUCGCACUGGCCAUUGCCAGGUGCGCCUCAAGUUCUUUAUGACUGUCGAUUAGUAAUAAAUCAGAACCGAUAGACAAUUUCGGGGAAUUUAUUUACCCAA